Messenger RNA from Glycine soja, 2361 nucleotides. RefSeq names its product ankyrin repeat-containing protein At5g02620-like. Gene Ontology annotation, molecular function: protein phosphatase regulator activity; protein phosphatase 1 binding. The transcript is spliced from 4 exons. NCBI's taxonomy places the organism in Eukaryota, Viridiplantae, Streptophyta, Magnoliopsida, Fabales, Fabaceae. The coding region runs from base 365 to 2041 and encodes 558 amino acids. Gene Ontology annotation, cellular component: plasma membrane. The record is from RefSeq and is a predicted model, not a curated record.
UGAACAGAUUAUCCACUUCGUUUUUAGCAUAGGAUAAAGUAAAUUACUCUCAUUUCUCACACACACACACAGAAAGUAAAUUACUCUCUGCUUGUUGAUGGCUGUUCUAGUGUCACUGUCAGCUGUGAUUUUGCUCCCAAAAUUUUGAUUGUUUCUAUUUCGGAAGAAAUUUUAGAUGCAUGAGACUUAAGUGAUCCUUUGCCUUCAGCUUCUGAACAGUUUUAAAUCUUGAGUUUGUGGAAAUCGGUCUCCUGGCUUCCAGAUUUGCUGUGUUUCGAUCUGUUUAUCCAUCCAACUUCAUCGACCUUAGCAUCUAGAGAGAUAAAAUUUCCACUCGUAUUGUAGAAAGAUUUUUCAAGUGACUAUGGAGAAACAGAGCAGUUUUCGAGCAUCUACAAUGGAAAAGCAGAAGAGUUUUCGUGGGUUUAUGGAAAAACAGAAAAGUUUUCGCAUUGUGAUGGAGAAGCAGCUCAGCUUCAUAGGAAGUGAAAGGAAGAAGAACAAGGAAUCACCUGGGAAACGUGGUGACUUACCAAUUCAUUUAGCAGCCCGGGCAGGGAACUUGAGUAGAGUGAAAGAGAUAAUUCAAAACUAUUCUAAUUAUGAGACAAAAGAUUUGUUGGCAAAGCAGAACCUAGAGGGGGAGACCCCUCUUUAUGUUGCUUCAGAGAAUGGACAUGCUUUGGUUGUUAGUGAGAUACUGAAGUACUUGGACCUGCAAACUGCUUCUAUUGCAGCCAAAAAUGGCUAUGAUCCAUUCCAUAUUGCUGCAAAGCAGGGCCAUCUUGAGGUGCUGAGAGAACUACUGCACUCCUUUCCCAACUUGGCCAUGACCACAGAUUUGUCCAACUCAACUGCUUUACACACAGCUGCGACUCAAGGUCAUAUUGAUGUGGUUAAUCUUCUUCUGGAAUCAGAUUCUAACCUUGCUAAAAUAGCCAGGAAUAAUGGUAAAACUGUCCUUCACUCUGCGGCUAGAAUGGGGCAUUUGGAAGUUGUGAAAGCUUUACUGAACAAGGAUCGAAGCACUGGAUUUAGGACUGAUAAGAAAGGUCAAACUGCACUACACAUGGCUGUGAAAGGGCAAAAUGAAGAAAUUUUGCUGGAAUUGGUAAAACCUGACCCAGCAGUUUUGAGUCUGGAAGAUAAUAAAGGAAAUACAGCAUUGCACAUUGCCACAAAGAAGGGCCGUACUCAGAAUGUACACUGCUUGUUAUCAAUGGAGGGUAUCAACAUCAAUGCUACAAACAAGGCUGGAGAGACUCCUCUUGAUGUUGCAGAAAAAUUUGGAAGUCCAGAACUUGUCUCCAUAUUGAGGGAUGCUGGGGCUGCCAAUUCUACUGAUCAAAGGAAACCUCCAAAUGCAUCAAAGCAACUCAAGCAGACUGUCAGUGACAUAAAGCAUGAUGUACAAUCCCAACUCCAGCAGACACGUCAGACUGGCAUGAGGGUCCAGAAAAUUGCAAAGAAGCUGAAAAAGCUCCACAUUAGUGGCCUGAACAAUGCGAUAACCUCUGCUACUGUUGUUGCCGUUCUUAUUGCUACAGUUGCUUUUGCAGCCAUCUUCACAGUCCCUGGUCAAUACGUUGAAGGCAAAACACAUGGAUUUACACUUGGACAAGCAAAUAUAGCAAACAAUGCAGCUUUCCUAAUAUUUUUUGUGUUUGACAGCCUGGCAUUGUUCAUCUCUCUGGCAGUAGUGGUGGUUCAAACUUCUGUCGUUGUGAUUGAGCAAAAGGCAAAGAAGCAGCUUGUUUUUGUCAUUAACAAGCUCAUGUGGAUGGCUUGCCUUUUCAUUUCCAUUGCCUUCAUUUCUCUUACAUACGUGGUGGUGGGAUCACAGUCCAGAUGGCUUGCAAUAUAUGCUACAGUGAUUGGAAGCUUGAUAAUGCUCUCUACAAUUGGCUCCAUGUGCUAUUGUGUAAUUUUGCACAGGAUGGAGGAGACAAAAUUGAGAGCCGAGAGUCGAUCGUUCUCCAUGUCUCAUGCAUCAGACCAAGAGAUUUUGAACAGUGAAUACAAGAGAAUGUACGCACUGUAGUCUGUAGUGUAGUUGAUAUAUCUGAAUGGAAUGGCUUGUAUUUCUAGCAUAUUCUUGAAGUGAUAAUAGGUAGUUUACACUAUCGGCAUCAGAUUACGAAAUUAGACUACAGAUACCGUGAGAAAAGAGGGAAAGGAAGAAAAUGGGUGGGGAAUUCUCGUCACAUCCACUCGUAAGUAUAAAGGAUGUUGUCAAAUUUAGCAUGACGUCAGUGAAAUGAUUAUGGUGUUAAAGAAUGAAGACUUGAGAUGAUAUAUCCAUUUGUAUUUACUCUUCUGUUCUAUUAUAAACUAGACUUGGCUAACGGGUUUUUUUUUUUU